This is a messenger RNA of Egretta garzetta (little egret), 747 nucleotides long. Its product is annotated as transcription cofactor HES-6. Gene Ontology annotation, biological process: regulation of transcription by RNA polymerase II; regulation of neurogenesis; anterior/posterior pattern specification. The record is from RefSeq and is a predicted model, not a curated record. Gene Ontology annotation, cellular component: nucleus. The transcript is spliced from 3 exons. The coding region runs from base 1 to 747 and encodes 248 amino acids. Lineage: Eukaryota; Metazoa; Chordata; Aves; Pelecaniformes; Ardeidae. Gene Ontology annotation, molecular function: DNA-binding transcription factor activity, RNA polymerase II-specific; protein dimerization activity; RNA polymerase II cis-regulatory region sequence-specific DNA binding.
AUGACCGCUGCCGCAGCCACCGCCGGCAGCACCCACAAGCUCACCAGCACCAAGGAGGAGAGGAAGUUAAGGAAACCCCUCAUUGAGCGGAAACGAAGGGAAAGGAUUAAUAACUGCUUGGACCAGCUGAAGGAGACUGUUGUGGGCGCAUUUCAUCUGGAUGUAAGUGCCUAUUUUUAUGCUGCUUUUUGUCCUUUUGCUGGUGGGGGAUUCAUUGGGGGGGGUAUCUCUCUUUUGAGAAACUGGGCAGACAUCCUCGAAAUGACGGUGAAGCACCUCCAGAACAUCCAGAGCAGCAAGCUGAUGGCCGACUCCAAAGUGGGUCUGGAAGCCCAGCAGCGGUACAGCACCGGGUACAUUCAGUGCAUGCAUGAAGUGCACAACCUCCUCCUCACCUGCGAGUGGAUGGACAAGACCCUUGGGGCACGCCUCUUAAACCACCUGCUGAAAUCCCUACCCAGGUCGGGCGAAGACGCCUGCAAAGUGGCCUUAAGGUCUUCGAGCCCAUCUCAGCAGCCUCUCUUGACACCAAAAAGCUCCCUGAGCCCUAAGGGGAGCGCUCGGGGCACAAACCCAUCACAGGAGCGCUUCUACCCCACAGAGAACAAGCAGGCUUCAAAAAAUUCCUUCCAGCUGCCGUCGCUGUCAGUGUUCAGCCAGGCUGAACCUCCCAGACAGGUCCUGCAGCCAAAUUUUUCCCAUAACAACCCUAGAAUGGGGUCAUUAGAUAUGUGGAGACCAUGGUAA